AUGGCUCCAAAGGAUAAAAGUUGGAUAGAGAAAAAUCUAAAAUAUAUACGAGCAUUUAAAAAGAGAAACAUGAUUAUAAUGCCUAAUAAUAAUAAUAAUAAUAAUAAUAAUAAUAAUAAUAAUAGUAAUAAUAAUAAUAAUAGUAAUAAUAAUAAUAAUAGUAAUGGUAAUAGUAAUAAUAAUAAUAAAUUUAAUUUAUUAACUGGACUAAAGUUUAAUUUCUAAUUUACUGAUUAUUCCAUUGGUUUUAUUGGUUCUUUUUUUUUUUUCAUUGAUUUCAUUUAAAAACUUCUAUUGAGUAUUAAGUAUACAUUAAUGUACAUAUUUGUGUGCAUAUACAGAUAUACCUACCUACAGUUUAUGAAUGUAGUUUAUUAUUCUGAAGGUGGAAAUGUUUUAACUGCAUACACCAUUUUGUUAUUAACGUAUGUUAAUAAAUCAGGGUUUCUUUGCUUUAGUUUUUAAAAAAAUACGCAUAAGGAUUGUAAUAAUAAUAAUAAUACUGAUGACGGCAAUGAUAAUAAUAACCGGAGUUUAAUUUAAUGGACUCACUUUUUCUGUAAGUGCAUCAAUAACAUCGAUAUAUUCUUUCUAUUAAGUAUGAGAUGCAUAGUUUCAUAUGGUUGUACACAUUCAUACAUAGUUUUUCACUAAAAGUUUGGCUUUAACCACAUCACAUAUGAACAUUGAUACACAUACUCACUUGCUCACUCACUCACACACACACAUUUAACAUUUUACUCAUGAGAUCAAUGGAAAUAUUAUUAAAUCAAGAAAAAAAAGUAAUGAAAAUUAUACAUGAGUAGAACAUGUUAGUAGAUAUAUAUAUAGCACGUGUCCAGUAAGGUCAAUAAAAGGGAAUAAAAACUAAACUUACAUGAAAACAACAAAAAUAUAGGCAAGAGAUAAAAAGAAAAGAAAAAGAAGAGGUUGAACAAUCAUUACAUUUCUUUUAUUUCUUUCUUGCUCGUUGUACUUUCC
Schistosoma spindalis is the source of this 981-nucleotide messenger RNA. Lineage: Eukaryota; Metazoa; Platyhelminthes; Trematoda; Strigeidida; Schistosomatidae. The record is from the annotation of a GenBank genome assembly.